This is a messenger RNA of Ipomoea triloba (trilobed morning glory), 1810 nucleotides long. Its product is annotated as PAN domain-containing protein At5g03700. The transcript has a single exon. The coding region runs from base 1 to 1566 and encodes 521 amino acids. Gene Ontology annotation, biological process: recognition of pollen. The record is from RefSeq and is a predicted model, not a curated record. Lineage: Eukaryota; Viridiplantae; Streptophyta; Magnoliopsida; Solanales; Convolvulaceae.
AUGGCGCUCAAAGGGUGGCUGAUAUAUAUUUGCAUGGAGCGACGACUCGUUGUCGACUCGGUGGCUCGAGUUAACUUGACUCAGCACAGCCUCCUCUUGCUGGCUGUCCUGUUUUCACUCUGUUCAAGCUCGUGGCGGUGCUGCGGCGGCGCUGCCGCCGCACAAGAGCUUCUGAAAGGCUUCAAAGCUACUCCAGAUCCCUCUGUUUCGUCUUUUCAGUCUCUUUUGAGAGAUUCCACUGGUAACUACUCACUGGGUUUCCUCCGAGUUGAGAAAACCCACCUCGCCCUCGCCGUCGUGCAUGUCCGGUCGUCGGAAUCUCUAUGGACGGCGAAGAUUAACCCUUUGCCGAGAUGGUCCGGCGGGACUGAGCUCUUGUUCAACGGCAGCUUGGUGGUGUCGGAUCCGAGGUCAGGGGUGUUUUGGUCAACUUACACCGACGGAGACCGCGUUUGGCUCUCCAACACCUCGAAUCUCCAAAUUCUGCAAGGCGUGAGCGUUGACUCUGUUUUGUGGCAGAGCUUUGACUUUCCCACAAAUACCCUCGUCGAGAAUCAGAAUUUCACUAGUGCCAUGAGCCUUGUCUCGGCAAACGGGCUUUAUUCCAUGCGAUUGGGCCCCGAUUUCAUCGGGCUCUACGCCAAGUUCGGUCACGGGUCGGGUCCGGGUCAAUUAUAUUGGAAGCACACAGCGUUACAAGCCAAAGCGGAAAUUAUAAACGGGCAAGGGCCCAUUUACGCGACACUCAAGUCGGACGGGUAUUUAGGUAUGUACCAAAACGGGUCGGUUCCGGUUGACGUGCAAUCUUUCAACAGUUACCAAGUAUUUGUAACCGGCGUCCGCCGUCUCCGUCUAGAACAAGACGGAAACCUAAAAGGGUAUUUCUGGACCGGGUCAAGUUGGGCCCCGGAUUACACCGCCAUACCCGACCCGUGCGAGUUACCAAACGCCUGCGGGUCGUACGGCCUGUGCGAGCCCGGCAAAGGCUGCUCCUGCCUGGACAACGCGACGGCACUCACCGCCUCGGGCACGUGCACCUCGCCGGAGAAUCAAGAUUCCGGCGACUCGCCGGAAAAUCAAGAUUCCGGCGACCUAUGCCAAGCGUUUCAGAGCAAAUACAAGACGCUGAGAAAGAACGGCGUGGAAUUGCCGUUCAAGGAGCUAAUGGGUUACGUAAAAAUGGAGUCUUUCGAGGAAUGCGAGAGUGCAUGUGAAGUGAACUGUUCAUGUUGGGGUGCUGUGUACAGUAACACCUCUGGGUUCUGCUACACGCUAGAAUACCCUAUUGGGACACUAGUGAGAGUCAUGGAUGAGAGCAAGAUGGGUUUCUUUAAGGUGAGGGAGGGUGCAGGGAGACGCAAGGUGAGGGUGGGGGUAUGGGUAGGGUUGGGGCUGUUGUGUGGGGCCAUCUUGGUGGUUGGUGGGGUAGGGGUGGGGUGGUAUAAGUGUAGAAAGGAGAAGAGAGGGGUGGGUGGGUAUGGAGAAGAAGAAAUUGGCAUUGGUGUUGGGCCAUACAAGCAUUUAGGUGCAGAGAGUUUUAGGUCAAUUGAGCUAAGCAAAAGAUGAGUAAAUUAGUGGUGCAAAUUGGAUAGCUUCUUGACUUUGAAACUUCUCGAUCAACUUUGUUUGUAGGUUUUUGGUGAUCUUUCUAGAGAACUCAACCAUUUUUAGUAACCUAUGUCACAUAAGUUGUUUGACUUCAAUUCAUGUAAUUUUUUUGGAGGACGAAAGAACUUUAAUUUGUAGUCACUACUCAAAAAUAUGUAUUGAGUAAAUUACUUUUAUUUAAUAGUUUGUAAAUUAUAUGAAA